GACAUUGCAACAAAAUGAAACAAAUUUUUCAUUCCAUUUCUUUGAAAUCGAAAAUAGUCCGAUUUUCAGCUGAUCAUUCAGGUUAUUUGAAUAAUAUAUAAAGAAUCGACAAUCCAACGUAAAUCGUAGUCGGAAAUCGAGAUCGAACGUUAGUGUUGUGAUUAUUCAAGUUUCAAAAGAAAAUAAUCUUACCAAAAUGAGAACUUUCCACAUAAUAACUAUUAUUGCCUGCCUUGCCGGCCUACAAAUUAACGGUCAAUAUUUGAAACCUAAAAAAGGUGAAUUGUCUGCGGCAGCGAGCGGAUACUCAUCUCAAAACUAUGGAUACUUUGGACCAAGUGGUGGCAAUUCGAAUUACGGUUACAGUGGUAGAUUCGGAGGCUAUGGAAAGGGGCAAGGUUACGGCGGCGCGUCUAACUAUGGCAGUGACGGUGGAUAUGGAUAUGGAAACGGUCAAAGCCAUGGCGGAUCAGGCUUUGGCGGUAUAUUCAGUAACCGUGGCGGCAAAGGAAAAAAAUAUGGACACAAUAGCGGUUAUGGAGCGGGUUAUGGGCAAGGUUUCGACGAUUAUGACUUACUAGGUUCCACUCACCAAGGAUAUGGACAUAGUGGAGGCUAUGGAUCUGGUUAUGGACAUGGUCUCAAUGAUGAUGACUUACUAGGUUCUACUCGCAAAGGAUAUGGGCGCAGAGGUUAUGGACAAAGUAACAGAGGUUAUGGCUUGCUGGGUUCUACUCACGAGAGUGCUCCAGAAGAAGAAACUGAAGAACAGAGUUCUGGAUGUGGCGCUGGAUGUGUAGGAGCAAGUCAUAAUGGUAUUUUUCCCGCAUCGGCUAAUGGCUAUACUAAUGGAUGUGGAAGUGCAUGCGGUAACAAUGUCGGAACUCCUUAUGAAAAUAAUGAAAUUGCUCAUGGUGAUGAUUCCAACCAUUCUGAUGGUAACAGUGGACAUCGCUCGGCUCAAUCAGACGAAUCAGAUGAGUCGGAUGAAUCAGAUGAAUCGAACGAAUCAAACAACGUUGGUUCACCACCAUCGAAUAAGAACGAAAAUCCCAGUGAUGCUCGAAGUCAUGGUCACGUACACGCUCCAGGUCCGGCUUACACAUACUCCUAUCCAUCGGCUCCACCUCAUGUUAAGUGUGGACACAAUUUGCUGAUUAGUUGCAGUCCAUCAAGCCAAGUUGUACCGUGUUCAGCACACUCACCACCAGCUCAUGGUUCACCCUAUUAACACAAUGACCGUUUUACCAUAUUGUAUUGUACGGACAGAGCGAUAGAGCAUCCGCAACACUUCUUAUUUUAUGAAUAAAACCCAAACCAACAAUCAAAAA
Messenger RNA from Bradysia coprophila, 1331 nucleotides. RefSeq lists its product as uncharacterized. Lineage: Eukaryota; Metazoa; Arthropoda; Insecta; Diptera; Sciaridae. The record is from RefSeq and is a predicted model, not a curated record.